CCUUGACUGUCACAAGCGAGGGAAUCCGCCCAGCCAAUGAAAGCGCGCAGGAAAUGGGAAGAAGCGCUCGACCCCGCCCCUUCCUACUGUGCGUUUGGAACCGUGCGCGACUCCGCGGAGGUGGGAUUGGAGCGCGUGAACCCAGAGCAAGCGGAGGAGCUGGGAAGAUGGGGGAGAGGGCGGGGACCCGGGUUUUCAAGAAAUCCAGCCCUAACUGCAAGCUCACCGUGUACCUUGGAAAGCGAGAUUUUGUCGAUCACCUGGAUCGGGUUGAUCCUGUGGAUGGCGUCGUCCUUGUGGAUACAGAUUAUCUGAAAGAUCGGAAAGUCUACGUCACGUUGACCUGUGCUUUCCGAUAUGGACGGGAGGACCUGGAUGUCCUGGGCUUGUCCUUUCGAAAGGAUCUUUUCAUUUCCACGUUCCAAGCUUACCCACCCCUCCCGGAGGAAAAGAAACCCCUCACCCGCCUGCAGGAGCGGCUGAUCAAGAAGCUGGGAGAACAAGCACACCCGUUCUACUUUACCAUUCCACAAAAUCUGCCGUGCUCAGUCACUUUGCAGCCAGGACCAGAGGACACAGGGAAGGCUUGUGGCGUGGACUAUGAAAUUCGUGCCUUCUGUGCCAGGAACAUGGAAGAAAAGAUGCAUAAAAGGAAUUCUGUACGAUUGGUUAUUAGAAAAGUGCAGUUUGCACCAGAGAAGCCCGGACCCCAGCCAGUGGCGGAGACAACGCGGCAUUUCCUGAUGUCUGACAGGUCUCUGCACCUAGAAGCGUCGUUAGAUAAAGAGCUCUAUUACCACGGAGAGGCAAUUAAUGUGAAUGUGCAUGUGACCAACAACUCCAGUAAGACUGUGAAGAGGGUGAAAGUGUCAGUCAGACAAUACGCAGACAUCUGCCUGUUCAGUACUGCGCAGUACAAGUGCCCGGUGGCUCAGAUCGAACUGGAUGAUCUGGUGGCCGCCAGUUCCACAUUCUGUAAAGUUUACACCCUGACCCCUCUGCUGUCCAAUAAUCGGGAGAAGAGGGGACUGGCUCUGGACGGAAAGCUGAAACACGAGGACACCAACCUUGCAUCCAGUACCAUUGUGAAGGAAGGCUCCAGCAAGGAGGUUUUGGGUAUUCUGGUGUCCUAUAGAGUCAAAGUAAAACUUGUAGUGUCGCGUGGGGGGGAUGUGGCUGUAGAGCUGCCCUUUGUCCUUAUGCAUCCAAAGCCACCAGAGAACAUCUCACGACCUUUGUCGGAAUACCCUCAGACAGAUGUGCCAGUUGAUACCAACUUGAUUGAGUUCGACACCAACUUUGCCCAGGAUGACGAUAUCGUGUUUGAGGAUUUUGCUCGCCUGCGACUCAAAGGGUUAAAGGACGACAAGGACGACGACGAGGCCUACUGCUAACCCCGCCCCCUGCCUGGGGGGAGUGGCCAUGCCGUCCCACUGAUAUACAUACAUUGUGAAAUAGCGACCAUUUUAUUGGCGGUGUAUGUAUAUUGACCUCCCCCCCAACACAAACACACACUGGUUUUAUCUGUGGGAAGGAUAGACUUUGUAUGUUUUUAUCGUAUCCAUAAACCAUCCUCCUGCGUA
Xenopus laevis (African clawed frog) is the source of this 1583-nucleotide messenger RNA. It is a transcript of the gene arrb2.L, whose product is annotated as arrestin beta 2 L homeolog. The record is from RefSeq and is a predicted model, not a curated record. Lineage: Eukaryota; Metazoa; Chordata; Amphibia; Anura; Pipidae. The transcript is spliced from 15 exons. Bases 54 to 1394 code for a protein of 446 amino acids.